Molecule: messenger RNA, 567 nt
Organism: Plasmodium gaboni
Lineage: Eukaryota; Apicomplexa; Aconoidasida; Haemosporida; Plasmodiidae
Exons: 4
Coding region: 1-567 (188 amino acids)
Source: RefSeq, a predicted model, not a curated record
AUGAACAUAUUUCGUUUCUGUCUUGUUAUAUCCUUCUUAUUAUUAAAAAAACAUAAUGAGAUAGGUUCUAAAUUAAUACAUCCACCUAUUAAUGUAUACUAUAAAGAUUAUUCUGAAGGACUAAGUAUAAAUCAAAAAGAUAAGUUAAUCGAUAUAUUGUUACAUAAUUAUGAUAAUGAAUCACAAGAUAUAAUUUCUUCAAAUGAUAAUCAUAUAAAUAUAAUGGAUGAUAAAGAAAAAAACAUACAAGCUAUAAUGAAAGACCAAGAAAUGUUGAAUAAUAAAAUAAAAGAAGAAUUAAACAAAUAUAUUAAAAGGAAUAAAAAGAUGAAUGUUAAAUAUGAUCAUAAAAAUAAAGAUGAUAAUAUAAACUCAAAUAAUAAUGACGAAGAUAUGAAUAAUACCAAUACGUUUGAUGUUAACACUCAAAUAGAAGUGCCCAUAAAUUUAGUAAAGGAACCUAUAGUACUUAUUAAAGUACCUACCAUAGAUUUAUUUGAUAAAAUUCGGAUUGAAGAGGAUAUACUUAACCUCAUGAAUAUAAACGAAGAAGAUCUUUUCAAUUAA